AUGGCGCCUCUCACGGGAGACCAGAUCGCGGUCCUCAACAUCAUCCUGCAGGUGGGCUCUGCGCUGUCCAUCGCGGGCUGCAUCUUCAUCAUCGGGACGUUUUGCUUCUGCGAUGCGUUCCACAGGCCCAUCAACCGGCUGGUCUUUUACGCCUCAUUUGGCAACCUCAUGGCCAGCGUGGGCUUCAUGAUGGCGGGCUCGUACCUCGACCAGCCUCUGAGCGCGGGGUGUCAGACCCAAGCCUUCCUCUUGGGCGUCUUUGUGUCGGCUGAUGCGUACUGGACGCUCGCCAUGGCCGUCAACGUAUACCUCACGUUCUACUUUCGGUUCGAUGCUCAUCGUCUCCGGAGAAAUGAGAUCCUCUAUCUAGUUCUCUGCUACGGCGUGCCAUUCAUGCCCGCAUUCAUCUGCCUGUUUGUCCGGGGCUCGGCGGGCCAGCACGUGUACGGCGCGGCCGGUAUGUGGUGCUGGUUUUCACCGCGGUGGGAGGUAUUGCGCAUCGCCACAUUCUACGGACCAGUCUGGGCCUCGAUAUUGGUCACGCUGGGCAUCUAUCUCCGAUCCGGGACCACCAUCUACAGGAAGCACCGGCAGCUGCGCAAGUUCCAGGGCUCAACCACGGGCGGCGGCACGGCCUCGGCCACGGGCGGCGGCGGCGGCAACACCGUCCCGAACACCAAGACCACCGAGGUCGUCGUGACGUCCGAGGUGGUGACAAAGUCGGAGACCCUCGAGAUGCAGGCCUUUGGCGGCCAAGCCACCGCCCACGCGUCGAGCGUGACGCCAUCAUACGGAAAAGGAGAGGUCGCAUCGCAGACGCAGACACCAUGCUCACAAGCCGGUAUCCAUUCCACUUCAGUGACAGUCGGCGCUGCUACCCGCUCCUCGCCGCGGCGCGCUCACCAAGAAAUCAACAACGCGGCCUGGCAGUACACAAAGUGCGCCCUGCUCUUCUUCGCCGUCAUCCUCGUCACCUGGCUGCCGUCGAGCGCGAACCGCGUGUAUACGCAGAUCCACCACACCGACUCCAGCGUCACGCUGCAGUACCUGAGCGCGAUAGUUCUUCCCCUGCAAGGGUUCUGGAACGCCGUCAUCUACGCAGUCACCUCCUGGACGGCGUGCAAACAGUUGAUAGACAGGGGCAGAGACGCGGUUCUCGGCAAAGUAACCGGCACACGGGGUGGCAGCAGCAGUACGGGUAGCCAGCAGCAGGCAGGGGGGCCAGGAAAGCAUUCUUGGUCAUGCAGAGAGGAGCCCCGUUCUUCACGGCGAUGGAGUGGGCGGAUGGGGACGGUGCGUAACGCGAGCCGGGAGGAGGACUCGGAGAGCAUGACGGAGCUGGCCAAGACUGCACCCGGGUCCGAUGAUGGACGGAGCGGGAGUUUAGCGCCUUCUCGCAGCGAGGCAUAG
Purpureocillium takamizusanense is the source of this 1410-nucleotide messenger RNA. RefSeq lists its product as uncharacterized. Gene Ontology annotation, biological process: cell surface receptor signaling pathway; adenylate cyclase-activating G protein-coupled receptor signaling pathway. The coding region runs from base 1 to 1410 and encodes 469 amino acids. Gene Ontology annotation, molecular function: G protein-coupled receptor activity. Gene Ontology annotation, cellular component: plasma membrane. NCBI's taxonomy places the organism in Eukaryota, Fungi, Ascomycota, Sordariomycetes, Hypocreales, Ophiocordycipitaceae. The record is from RefSeq and is a predicted model, not a curated record. The transcript has 3 exons.